AUGCUACCCCACAACCCACACCAUCCUCGCCACUAUGGCAACUCCUUCUCCCAACCCAAUCCGGCACCUCCUUUCGACCUUGACGAGCUCUACUCGAGUCAACCUUCCUCCUCCAUGGCUUCUUCCUACAAUGAUGCUUUUCAAGCCAGCUCACGUCGUCCACAAUGUCCAGAAUGUGGAACGCGCAAGAUGCGCCUUCGUGCAGGACAGCUCAUCUGCAAGCGCGGUCACGUUCAGCAGCACUUUCGCAUCGAGCAAGCCGAGGACGACGAGUUUCUUGGUGACGGUGUGGCUCGAAAGCGUCGUGUCACCAAAGUCAAUAAAGUGCGCAGAGUCAAAAGUCAGCACACUCCGUACUAUUCCCAGCCAGAAACGGACGUAGAGCCGGAGGAUAGCGAAGAGGAUCAGCUGGAGAAAGAACUGCAUCGAGCUCACAAGAAGGCCAGGCGGUACAGCUUCAGACCGGGACGCUCGGCGCAUCCAGCACACUCCGAAGAGGUCGACGAGCUAGUGACCGACAGUCAGGAGGAAGAGCAAGACAGCGAUCCUCCAUACUCUAUACGUGCCGACAGCUUCUUUGAAAGACCUCCACGGUCAGCACGUAGCUAUGCAGCAUCAUCUGCCGACGAGCAAAGCGGGAUGGACUCUGAGCCAGACAUGUACGCGAGAGCAUCCAGGCGAGGCAUUCGGAGCAUCUGGCGGUCUGGUGUCGGCCUUCACGGAGCAAACGAAGGUCGAUUCGCCCUUCUUCAGUGCUUGCAGCUCAUUCUGCGACAUCAACUCCAUGCGCUGCGUGAGGUAUGGGGCGACAAGAUGCCACCUGAGAUCGAGGCUGUCGCACGCGAUCUAUGGACCAUGUUCGUCUCGCUUCUCCCUGUUGGUCACUAUCCGCCCGAGCCUCUAAUUGCAGCCACAUUCGACUGGCAUACUCGCUACUCACUUUCACAGGAGCGAGCAGCAGAGCUCUUCCCAAAUCAUGCUACAUACGAUCCCGAGACCGACAUUAGACACCACAGACGAAGGAUGCUAUUCAACGGAUACCAUCAGCAUGUCGAACGCAGGCAGCGCCAUGGAGGCACACACCACGAUACUCCUGCUCAGGAUGCAGAAGGGAAUGUGCAUCCAGAUUCCGACGAUCCGGCUGCAGCUAAAGAUUGUAUCGAUUGGAUCGUGGGUCAGGAUGAACAGCAAAACAGAUCUCGCUCCGAGCGCUCGAGCGAGCCAGAAUCUAUGGCCGAUCCUGAGGACGAGCUAGCAGAGCUCGACCCCGUGUUUGCUGAAGAGCGUCGGCAGCGCCAACGCUCGCCAUUGGCAAGAGACAACGUAGACAAUGACAAUGGCAGCGACGGCGAUGCUACAAACCCGGAGGGUGAUGCGUCAGCCCAACAACAGAAGCGUAAGCGUCGUCGGCGUCACAUUCCUUCCUGGGCGAGCAAGCAUUCCGUCGGCAAGGCUCAGUCUGAGAUCCUGCAUCUCGCCAUUAUGCCAACCACCGUUUCGAUCAUCUACCUCUCGCUGCAUCUGCUCAAAGUUCCUGUCUUCUGGGCUGAUCUCGUCAAGCUCAUCUCUUCUUACAGUCUACCGUACCUCAACGUCGUUCACAUGCUGCCGUUGUCUUUGACACGCUUCUUGAAUAAAGACAACGUUCACCAUCACCAUCUCGACACUGAUACUGUUCCGUCGAUCACGACGCUUCAUCUCCAUACUCUGAGCGUUGCAGACUUGCUUCAACGGACUUAUGGCAUCGACUUCGGACAAGGCAAUGUAUCAGGCCAGCUCGCAAGACUGGUCGAGGGCAUGCUCCUUCCACCGACUUUUUAUGUUGCGACUAAAAAGUUGCUCGAUAUGGUGGGAAAGGGCGUUGGACCGGAGCUGCUUCCCAAUGCAACUCCGAAGGAGGGACCAUUUGGGCGACGCCAGCAGCCAAGUAACGCCUCAGAGGACAAUGACGUACACGCACCGCUUCCGGGUGCAUCUCAGCUUCAGAGAGUGCCGAAAGAGUUUGUUCUCAUGGCAGCAUUGCUGGCCGUCAUCAAAAUGCGAUACGGCCUCGAUGGUCGCGAACGCGUCGAGACCAUCCCGCCAUCGAAUGGCAAUGACAAGGCUAGCACAGCUGGUAUCUCGUGCGCACCACUUCUCGAGCCAUGGCUGUCUGCGCUCGACGCUCGCAAGAAAAGGCAAACGGACUCGGUCGAAGCAGUCGCCGAGAUGGAUCCAGCCGAGAUCGAAGCCCUUCAUAUGACCUUUGGACAAGUCGAAGCAUACGCAGCAUUCGCAGAGCAAAAUCUGCUCCUCUCAAACCAGAUUGAUCUGCACGAGUGGCGUAGACUCGAGCCAGCACGCCGUUGGGCAGCCUUUGCCGACUUCAUGCCUCCCGAAUCGGACGGCAUGAGCAAGAUGGAUCGGGCUACACAAGCGGCUCGCAACCACCUCAAUGGCGCGAAUGCCCGCCAACACAGACAGAGCCAUGAGUGGGAAGAGAUGGAGUCAGAUCUUCGCAGCAUCUACCGACGCCACAUGGCGCGACCUCUCAGCACUCCUUCGUCCUUCACCAUUGAGCCAGGCGUUUCGUACCCAAUGCACCAAUUCCUCUCGAACCCAAACUCUCGACUCGACGCAGAUCCACUCGGUCUCUGCUACUCCCCUGUCUAUCCACGCGUCAUUCACCAUGCAAACGAUCUCGUCGGUAUCCCUACCCCACACUCAGCCGCAGCAGCGAUGGACAUUGUCAUCGACUCAGCAGCGAAAGCAAGGUCGAGAGAUAUGAACGCGACAGUGAAGGGCUGGGAAAGCGCCUGUGGCAUUCAAGCGCAUUUGGAGGUCGUGGAGAGAUUGUUGGAAGCAGAGGUGAAGGCAAGGGCCACGAGGAUGCGCAAGAUGUUGAAGAGGGUCGAGCGGAGGAAGAAGAGUGCGGAUCGAGGGCAGGAUGCGGAACAGACUGCGGACGGUAAUGACGCAGAGAGAGGGGCGGAGGAAGACAGUGGCAGCGAAGACAGCGAGGAGGGAGAUGAGCUUGAAAGCGAAGAAGGGGGGAGCGAAACAGAGGCAGAAAUCGACGACGACGACGACGAGUGA
Ustilago hordei is the source of this 3075-nucleotide messenger RNA. RefSeq lists its product as uncharacterized. Gene Ontology annotation, biological process: RNA polymerase I preinitiation complex assembly; nucleolar large rRNA transcription by RNA polymerase I. The record is from RefSeq and is a predicted model, not a curated record. The transcript has a single exon. Lineage: Eukaryota; Fungi; Basidiomycota; Ustilaginomycetes; Ustilaginales; Ustilaginaceae. Gene Ontology annotation, molecular function: RNA polymerase I core promoter sequence-specific DNA binding. The coding region runs from base 1 to 3075 and encodes 1024 amino acids. Gene Ontology annotation, cellular component: RNA polymerase transcription factor SL1 complex; RNA polymerase I core factor complex.